AUGUCGUCCCUCAUCUCUCACCUUCUCUCCUGCUGCCUACGCAGUCAUUCCCCGGUCCAGGGCGAGGCGGACGAGCGAACCCACCUCAUUCCCGAGACCACCAUCACCGACAUACCACAACCGCGCAGCUAUGUCGUUGACCAACAAAAGCUCAAGGACCGCCUCGGGACCAUCGUCCGCGCGAAAGAAGGAAAGAUGGUGAACGUGAACACGCCCCUCCCCUUCAAUCUGCACCACAAGUCCUUUCCGGAGACCUCCCGCUCCGCCUCCACCUCUGGACAGCGCGGCCCCUCAGACACAGAGGCCGCAUCCCGCUCGCGUGAGCCCUCGCGCUCGAUCGAGACGAGCCGCUCGACAUCCUCACUCCACCCCGGUGACGCGUCAUACCUUCCCCCCUCCGAGCCCGCCGCCGUCCGCCGUCCGAUCCUUAAUGCGCGCCUCGUGCGCACCGCUAUACGUCGCGGGCGGAGCGCGACCCGUGGGCGGAUGGGGCGCUUCGGGGACGACGCCAGGGACGCGGGGCGGCAAAUGAACGGAAAUGGAGGCGGAAUCGAGCAUGGAGGUGUGGACGCGAGCAGUACAGAGCCCCAAACAGAGGACGUCUAUACAGCAGAAGCAGACGCACCGGCUGCAGCGUCAGCGGCAGUCCAGGAGAACGCCGACAUUGACACCGAGGCGACUCCACAUGCGUUGGACGUCGGGUUCCAGAUAGCGGACGUCGGGAAGAUCGCUCAGAGCUGGGGCGAGUGA
This is a messenger RNA of Sparassis crispa, 750 nucleotides long. RefSeq lists its product as hypothetical. NCBI's taxonomy places the organism in Eukaryota, Fungi, Basidiomycota, Agaricomycetes, Polyporales, Sparassidaceae. The record is from RefSeq and is a predicted model, not a curated record. The coding region runs from base 1 to 750 and encodes 249 amino acids. The transcript has 4 exons.